Orcinus orca (killer whale) is the source of this 3407-nucleotide messenger RNA. RefSeq names its product DNA damage regulated autophagy modulator 1 (gene DRAM1). The transcript is spliced from 5 exons. Gene Ontology annotation, biological process: regulation of autophagy. Lineage: Eukaryota; Metazoa; Chordata; Mammalia; Artiodactyla; Delphinidae. Gene Ontology annotation, cellular component: lysosome. The record is from RefSeq and is a predicted model, not a curated record. The coding region runs from base 214 to 825 and encodes 203 amino acids.
GCCCGCCGCCUCUCUCCGCUCUCCGCGCUUCCCCUACCUCCGGGGCCGGGCCUGCCCAGCCGUCGCGGAGCCUCCCUCCCGGCCGCCCGUAGCUGUUCGCGCCGUGGCCGCCGCGCCGCGGGUCGGCACGUGCGCGAAGCCCGCCUCCCAGCAGCGCAGAGCAGCCCCCCGUUCCGGGCCCGCAGAGCGCAGCGCCCUCCUGGUGGCGGCGCGAUGCUGUGCUUCUUGAGGGGAAUGGCCCUCAUCCCCUUCCUCCUGGUGACCUGGUCGUCCGCCGCCUUCAUCAUCUCCUACGUGGUCGCCGUGCUCUCCGGGCACGUCAACCCCUUCCUCCCCUACAUCAGUGAUACAGGAACAACACCUCCAGAGAGUGGUAUUUUUGGAUUUAUGAUAAACUUCUCCGCAUUUCUUAGUGCAGCCACGAUGUACACAAGAUAUAAAAUAGUAGAGAAGCAAAACCAAACCAGCUAUUUCGGCACUCCUGUUUUUAACUUGGUGUCGUUAGUUCUAGGAUUGGUGGGAUGCAUCGGGUUGGGCAUUGUAGCCAAUUUCCAGGAGUUAACUGUCCCUGUGGUACACGAUGGCGGUGCCCUUUUGGCGUUUGUCUGCGGUGUUGUGUACACGCUCCUGCAAUCCAUCAUCUCUUACAAAUCGUGUCCCCAGUGGAACAGCCUUUCCACAUGCCGCAUACGGAUGGCCAUCUCUGCCGUUUCCUCUGCAGCCAUCAUCCCCAGUAUCCUUUCUUACAUUUGUCAGUGUCCUUGCAAGCUUGACACCCUCGCUGCCCCACUCCCCUCCAAAAAAAAUGGAGAAAGCAAAGGUUAACAGCCAAGUGUCAACAGGCUUCAGAAGAACGAUUGGGAGAAACGGGGACUUCCUGGUGGUGCAGUGGUGAAGGAUCCACCUGCCAAUGCAGGGGACAUGGGUUCGAGCCCUGGUCCGGGAAGAUCCCACAUGCUGCAGAGCAACUAAGCCCAUGCACCACAACUACUGAGUCUGUGCUCUAGAGCCCAUGAGCCACAACUACUGAGCCUGCGUGACACAACUACUGAAGCCCAUGUGCCUAGAGCCCGUGCUCCACUGCAAGAGAAGCCACCGCAAUGAGAAGCCCGCGCACUGCAAUAAAGAGUAGCUCCUGCUCGCUGCAACUAGACAAAGCCUGGGCGCAGCAAAGAAGACCCAAUGCAACCAAAAAUAAAUAAAUUAAUUUUAAAAAUUUCUUAAAAAAAAAUUGGAGCUAUACAAAAUGUGAAGUCUAAGGAUGGUUUUUGUUUUUGUCAUUUAGGGAAGAAAAAUUUUAAUUACAAAAUUUCUAAGCACAGAGGAACCAAAUUCUAGUAUUGAGAAAUUUAACAACAAACUAUACACCCUGGUUCCUAAGAUAGUGCCUUCUCUGUUUCCUUGUCCUAUUUAUGGAUUGAAGACAUUCAUGCUUUCUCUUGAGACGGAUCUCCUCAAACCUUUUAGCUCGUUUUAGUUGUAAGAUUUAUAGAACCAUUUGUAAAGUCAAAAACAAAGUUUUUUGGUAUAGGAAAACUUUCCUUGCUUCCAACUUUGGAGACAGAUCUCUAGAUACUAAAAUGAGAGAGGUUUAGCAGAAUUACUUUUUCAAGCCAGAGUUUCACAUACUAAUAGUUCCCAUUUCUAGGAAGUUCGUAUGAGCCAUGCUGACGGGUAGGAUCCCUGAACAGAAACAGGUUAUAUGUUUUUAUCCAAUUAACUUGAAAUAAUUCAUCCAUAGGAAAAAGUCUUUUGUCUUAAACAUUAGCAUGGAUUUAUAUUUCCUUAGAAAGAUUUUAAAGUAUCUUGAAAAUGUCCUUGUUUCUCUUUCCUGUAUUAGUUCCGUGAAACCUUAUUUGACUCCUGAAGAAACUGAGGCCUGGAAUCAUGCUUCUGAGCCCUUCCUGCUAAACUAUCCAUCUUGCAUUCAGCUUCUGCAGCUUUCAGAAGGCUUCACAAAAUCACUAACAAUGCAAAGGCCGGCUCCUUUGCGUGAGACGCAGUCUGAGGCUGCCUAUUUCACCGACCUCCGUUUUACACUUUCUUCCCUGACUGUGGCUGUUUCCUGUUCUCUGCUUUUGCCCAUGCUCUUCUUCUUGCCUGGAUAAACUUCUCCACUUUGUCUUUCUAGAACUGAACUGUCUAUCCAACGCAGUAGCCACUGGCCACACGAGGCUGUUGAGCAUUGAAACGUGGGUAGUCUGUGUAGAGAAGGGCCGUAAGUGUAAAACACUGGAUUUCAAAGACUUAAUGAGAAAAAAAAUGUAAAAUAUCUCAUUAAUAAUUGUUUAUAUUAUUACAUGUUGAAAUGACAACAUGUUUGAUAUAUUGGGUUAAAUAAGAUAUGUUAAUAUUAAUUUCAUUAGGCUCUUUUUCGUUUCUGUCAAUGUGGUGACUAUAGUAGAAAAUAUUGUUACACAUAUGCCUGAAUUUCUGUGGGAUGAUGCUGUCCUAGAGAGCUCCUCAAACCUCACAGCUUAGAUUAAACUCAACUCAGUGUAGCUUCCCUGACACCUCAAACCCCAUUUCGCUCCAAAUUAAUAAUCUUCCCUCCGAGUCAUGACUGCACCCUGUUCUUUUCUCUCUAACGCGGCACAUUCCCUGGGUCCAACAAGGCUGUAAUAUUUCUGGGAGCUGAGACCAGGUCUUUUUUGCCAGAGUUUUGUCUGCCUCUCCCCCCAACCCACUCCUCCCCAGCAUGGGACCUGAUGGGACUAAAGAUGAGAUAAAGAAUUAAGUGAAAGAAUUAAGAGGCUUUUAAAACUAUUAGAAACAGACAUACGGUCAUGACAUGAUUAGAGAACCUUUAAUGUUCUCUACUUCUUUUUAUUUUUUGGCCAGCGGCAUGCGGGGUCUUAGUUCCCUGACCAGGGGUUGAACCCGCGCCCCCUGCUCUGGAAGCGUGGAGUCUUAACCACUGGACUGCCAGGGAAGUCCCAUUCUCUACUUCUUUUACUUUGAGAAACUGAGAGGUGUUAAGCAUUGCAAAAUAUGGGACGUGGCGGAGGGCAGGGAGAGAGGGUGCUGACUCCAAAUUCAGAGGAGGCGCUAAACUUGGCAUUGAUUGACGCAACACUUGGAAUUAACAUUUUGCAAAAACUUUUAAAGAGCAUCCCAUUUCUCUCUAGCUUUCUCUUUGGCCUUCUAUGUUCAAUCAAAAUGGUUGUCACCACCUUUGUGCAGACAGUCUUGUCCACGUUGGGCAGUAGCCUCAGUCCCUGGCCUUGUUAGGCUGGCCUCUCAGGAUUUGUCCUUCGUCCCCAAGGUCAGAUGUAGGAUGUAUCUUUCUGAUUUGUAAACCCUUUGGGCCAGGGAGGAAGGGCUCCGUUUACACCCAGUUACUCAAUGGAAAAAUCUGUUUUUUUAAAUUUUUAUAAAGAUAAUACAUUAAAUUUCUGUAGCUUGUU